This is a messenger RNA of Capsicum annuum, 904 nucleotides long. Its product is annotated as protein trichome birefringence-like 37. Gene Ontology annotation, molecular function: O-acetyltransferase activity. Gene Ontology annotation, cellular component: Golgi apparatus. Lineage: Eukaryota; Viridiplantae; Streptophyta; Magnoliopsida; Solanales; Solanaceae. The record is from RefSeq and is a predicted model, not a curated record.
UAGUGAAUCAACUUUGAAUCACCAACUUUCUUUUCCACAGUACUUCUCUCUUCUUUCUCUCCAUUCCUCAAAAAAAAAAUAAAAAAUUGCAAAUUAUGUCAAAUUUGCUUCUUCAAUUACUAGCCUUAUUUAUUAUUUUUAUUUAUGCACAAUUUGUUAGAGCAGAACUUAUAGUACACAAUAAUGUUAGUGAUUUUCUCAACUUGAGAAUAAAUAGAGAAUUAUUGAGUAAUUGCAAUAUAUUUCAAGGCCAAUGGGUUAUUGAUCCUUCAUUCCCUCUUUACCAAUCUUCAAAUUGUCCAUUUAUUGAUCCUGAAUUUGAUUGCCAAAAGUAUGGAAGACCUGAUAAAGAAUACCUCAAAUAUGCUUGGAAGCCUGAUUCUUGCAACUUGCCAAGAUUUGAUGGAAUGGAUUUCUUGAAAAGAUGGAAAGGAAAAAAAAUAAUGUUUGUUGGUGAUUCAUUGAGUUUGAAUAUAUGGGAAUCUUUGGCAUGUAUGUUACAUUCAUCAGUGCCAAAUGCUGCUACUACUUUUACCAGAAAAGAAUCAAUUUCUUCUGUCACUUUUCAGGAGUAUGGAGUAACUUUAUUCCUUUAUAGAACCCCAUAUUUGGUAGAUAUAGUAAGAGAUAAAAUUGGAAGAGUGUUGAAAUUGGAUUCAAUUCAACAAGGUGAUGCUUGGAAAGGAAUGGAUAUGUUGAUUUUCAACUCUUGGCAUUGGUGGACUCACAAGGGAAAAUCUCAAGGAUGGGACUAUAUGCAAGAAGGUACAAAAGUCUCAAAAGAUAUGGACCGUUUGAUUGCAUUUUACAAAGGACUAACAACUUGGGGAAGAUGGGUUGAUCAAAAUGUUGAUUCUUCAAAAACCAAAGUUUUCUUCCAAGGCAUUUCUCCCACUCAUUAUAU